Glarea lozoyensis ATCC 20868 is the source of this 1212-nucleotide messenger RNA. RefSeq names its product FMN-linked oxidoreductase. The record is from RefSeq and is a predicted model, not a curated record. The coding region runs from base 1 to 1212 and encodes 403 amino acids. NCBI's taxonomy places the organism in Eukaryota, Fungi, Ascomycota, Leotiomycetes, Helotiales, Helotiaceae. Gene Ontology annotation, molecular function: NADPH dehydrogenase activity; FMN binding. The transcript is spliced from 3 exons.
AUGCCUUCCAGAAUAUCACCCUCGGGUUUCAAAGAGCUCAGUGAUAGCGCUUUGUUUAAGCCACUCAAACUUGGAGCGAUUCAAAUCGAGCAUAGGGUGAUGAUGGCCCCUUUGACACGAAUGCGUGCACCAAAAGAGUCGGAAGGUGUCUGGGUACCUGGUGACUUGAAUGUUGAGUAUUACUCGCAAAGAGCUUCGAAAGGUGGUUUACAAUUGACAGAAGCAUGCCCGAUUAGCCGUUUGGCUUGCGGCUAUCCAGGCGUUCCCGGCAUUUUUACACCAAGCCAAAUUGCAGGCUGGAAGCGAGUCACCGACGGGGUCCAUUCGAAAGGAGGUUUCAUAUACUGUCAGCUAUGGCAUGUUGGGCGAGCAACUGUGCCUGGACUUUUGGGUGGGGAAGAUUGCGUGAGCUCAAGUGAUGUUCCAUUAAAAGGGAAUGCUUUGGAUGGAAGCCUCUAUGCUGCAACGCCCCCUAGAGCUUUAACAGUCGAAGAAAUCGGUGAAGUUGUAGAAGAGUUUGCUGCUGCAGCUAAGAGGGCUAUGGAAGCUGGAUUCGAUGGGGUAGAAAUUCAUGGCGCAAAUGGAUAUCUCCUCGACCAAUUCCUCCACGACAACGUUAACAUCCGCACCGAUUUAUACGGAGGCUCCAUCGAGAACAGAUGUCGCUUUCCUUUAGAGGUUUUAAAGGCAAUAACCAAUGUCGUUGGGCCGGAUAGGGUCGGGAUGCGAUUAUCUCCCUACAAUUAUUUUCAAGACACACGGGACUCGAAUCCAAAUGUGCAUUGGGCAUACCUAUGUGAGCAACUCGCUUCAUCACCAGAAGAAAACCGACUGUCAUAUGUACACAUGGUCGAGCCAAGAUUUGAUGAAGUUCUUGACGAACAAGCCAAGAUUGACUCGUUGGCGGUUGAGACGAAGUCGGACACAAAAGCACAGUCUCUUGUACCAUUCCAACGGAUCUUGAAAAAGGGGGGUAUCAAGUUUAUCGCAGCCGGUGGCUUCAAGCGCGAUAAUGCCGCUCCAAAGGUUGAGGCUGGUGAUGCGGACGGUAUCAUGUUCGGGCGAUGGUUUAUUGCAAACCCUGAUCUGCCCAUCAGAUUGGCAGAUGGUCUUCCACUGAACGAUUAUGAUCGCAACACCUUCUAUGGCGCAGAUCCACCAAGCAAAGGAUAUGUUGACUAUCCGUAUUUCGCGGCCAAAACUCCCGCGUGA